AUGUCUUACGGUGGUGGUUACCAGCGCGGUGGUGGCGAUUCCUAUCGCUCCCGCAAUGACAACGGCAAUGGCUACUCUGGCGGCGGCGGCUACGGCGGCGGCGGCGGUGGCUAUGGCGGCGGUGGUGGUUACGGUGGUGGCCGUGGAGGAGGCUUCGGUGGUGGUGACCGCGGUGGUGACCGCAUGUCCGCCCUUGGCCAAAACUUGAAGGUUCAGGAGUGGGACCUUAACACCAUGCCCAAGUUCGAGAAGUCCUUCUACAAGGAGCACCCUGAUGUCACUGCCCGCUCGCAGGAAGAGGUCGAUGCUUUCCGCAAGGAGAAGCACAUGGCUAUCAAGGGCACUGAUGUCCCCCGCCCUGUCCAGAACUUCGACGAGGCUGGUUUCCCUCAGUAUGUCUUGUCUGAGGUCAAGGCGCAGGGCUUCGACGCCCCCACUGCCAUUCAGUCCCAGGGUUGGCCCAUGGCCCUCUCUGGUCGCGAUGUCGUCGGUAUCGCCGAGACCGGUUCCGGAAAGACUCUGUCCUACUGUCUUCCCGCUAUUGUCCACAUUAACGCUCAGCCUCUCCUUGCGCCCGGUGAUGGUCCCAUCGUUCUUGUCUUGGCUCCCACUCGUGAGCUGGCUGUCCAGAUUCAGGCUGAGAUCACCAAGUUCGGCAAGUCCUCCCGCAUUCGCAACACUUGUGUCUACGGUGGUGUCCCCAAGGGUCCCCAAAUCCGUGAUCUUUCCCGCGGUGUUGAGGUCUGCAUUGCCACUCCAGGUCGUCUGAUCGAUAUGCUCGAGGCCGGCCGCACCAACCUGCGCCGUGUCACCUACCUCGUUCUCGACGAGGCUGAUCGCAUGCUUGACAUGGGUUUCGAGCCCCAAAUUCGCAAGAUUAUUGGCCAGAUUCGCCCUGACCGUCAAACUUGCAUGUGGUCCGCUACCUGGCCCAAAGAGGUCCGCCAGCUGGCGUCUGAUUUCUUGCACGAUUAUAUUCAGGUCAACAUCGGCUCCGAGGGUCUGUCCGCUAACCACCGUAUCACUCAAAUCGUCGAGGUCGUGUCAGACUUCGAGAAGCGUGACCGCAUGAUUAAGCACAUGGAGAAGGUUAUGGAAGACCGCUCCAACAAAAUUCUGAUUUUCACUGGCACCAAGCGUGUCGCUGAUGAGAUUACUCGCUUCCUCCGCCAAGACGGGUGGCCCGCGCUUUCCAUCCACGGUGACAAGCAGCAGAACGAGCGUGACUGGGUCUUGAACGAGUUCAAGCAGGGCAAAAGCCCAAUCAUGGUGGCCACCGAUGUGGCUUCCCGUGGUAUCGAUGUUCGUGACAUCACUCACGUUUUGAACUACGACUACCCCAACAACUCGGAGGACUACAUCCACCGCAUUGGUCGUACCGGUCGUGCCGGUGCCACUGGAACUGCCAUCACCUUCUUCACCACCGAGAAUGCUAAGCAGGCUCGUGAUCUUGUCAACAUCCUCACCGAGGCCAAGCAGCAGAUCGACCCCCGUCUCGCCGAGAUGGUCCGCUACGGCGGUGGCGGCGGUGGUGGUGGCCGCUGGGGUGGCCGUGGUCGUGGCCGUGGUGGUUGGGGUGGUCGUGGUCGUGGUGGUGGUGGCGGUGGCAGCUAUAACACUGGCUCCAACGCCGGUGGUCUCGGCGGUAACCGCGGCUGGUAA
This is a messenger RNA of Penicillium maclennaniae, 1662 nucleotides long. RefSeq names its product DEAD-box ATP-dependent RNA helicase DBP2. The record is from RefSeq and is a predicted model, not a curated record. Gene Ontology annotation, biological process: rRNA processing. Gene Ontology annotation, cellular component: nucleus; ribonucleoprotein complex; cytoplasm. NCBI's taxonomy places the organism in Eukaryota, Fungi, Ascomycota, Eurotiomycetes, Eurotiales, Aspergillaceae. Gene Ontology annotation, molecular function: RNA binding; ATP binding; RNA helicase activity. Bases 1 to 1662 code for a protein of 553 amino acids. The transcript has 6 exons.